Paramecium tetraurelia is the source of this 1067-nucleotide messenger RNA. RefSeq lists its product as uncharacterized. Lineage: Eukaryota; Ciliophora; Oligohymenophorea; Peniculida; Parameciidae. The record is from RefSeq and is a predicted model, not a curated record. The transcript is spliced from 3 exons.
AUGAGCGAGAAAAAAUAAAAAAGGAAACAGAAUGAUAAAGAGGAUGGCGAAUGGAAAUGCUUAGAGUGUUGCAAAUCCUAUCUGUCAUAUCCAGCAUUCUAUACUCAUUGCAAAACUAAACAUGAUUCCAAAUGGCCGAAGCAAUACAGCACUCCAAGACCUUUGGAAGAAAUCAAGCGUGAUAAAACAAAACCCAGAACCAAUAUGGAUGAGCAAAAAUAGCAUGAGAAGGAGGAUCAGAUCUUUGAAUUUUUGGGCAAAUUAGGGCAGAGCAAUGAGGAGGAGGACUCGUCAAACAAUUGCAUUAGACACUAUUUGAAAUAACCAAUCGACCCAAUUAAAUCAUUGAAUGAUGAUCUGUUUUAAGGAACAAAUUAUUUAAACAUUUAUAACCAAGUGUUGAAGGAAUUGGAAGAAUUGAAUAAAAAGGUACUUGAUCAGGAAGCAAUUUGGGAUUUCAAAGAUCCUCUUACAUUAACAAACGAAUUGGAAGAAUUCACCUUUUCUAAUCUCAAAGGAAUGUUUCACCAACUUGAUGGCCAAUUGAAUGUGGUUAAUGUAACAGCCAUCUUUAUGGGAUGGCUAAGUAGACAUCUGAAAAAGAAUGCUUAUUAAGACAUAUCAAUAAUUAGCAUUAUUACAGCAUAUUUCUUUAAAAAUUACUAAUCCUUGAAAUCUCAAGAGGUCAACACAGAAGGAAAACUAGACUUGAUGUCCUUAGAUCAAAAUGAAGCACAACAUGACGAUCAACGCAAAAAAUAAUAAGAGUACUGCAAAAUCGACAAGUAGAAUGACACAGAUUUAAAGAAGGAAGUUUUAUCCUAAAUGAACAGUUAUUUGAAAAAAGAGUACCAUAAAUUUUAGAACCAAGUAUCAUACAUUAGAACACCUGAUAUUGCCUAGGCAUUCUUUUGUUUAUUAAUAGAUUGGAUAGAAGCAUAUUCUGAUCUUGAGGAUUACGUUGAAAAAGGAAAAGAAGUUCAAUAGGAAAAAUAACAAUUAUAAAAACAAGAUGAAAAAGGAGAAUGAUCUAUUAAAAUCAUAUAACAUAAAACAUUACUCAAUAA